This is a messenger RNA of Cyprinodon variegatus (sheepshead minnow), 807 nucleotides long. RefSeq names its product sickle tail protein-like. Gene Ontology annotation, cellular component: cytoplasm. Bases 25 to 501 code for a protein of 158 amino acids. The transcript is spliced from 4 exons. The record is from RefSeq and is a predicted model, not a curated record. Lineage: Eukaryota; Metazoa; Chordata; Actinopteri; Cyprinodontiformes; Cyprinodontidae.
UCAAAUCUAGAGAGCGCGAGUGCAAUGCUGCGUAUGGCGGGCCCAGAGCUGGUGAUGCUGAUACGUGACAAACUUGCCCAAUGUGCGGAAGCUGCAUACAGACAAAGAGCUGCGAUGGAGGAGGACAGGAUCCGUUACCUCGCCACUGAGGAGAAACUUCUUACACAGAUUAGUGAACUGGAGGACUAUGUGGAUUGUUUGCGAAGGUUGUCGUCUGUCGUCACUCAGCCAUCCGUCACUCUCAGUGAUGUGGAGGAGGGAGAGGUUCGCCUUCGAAGGCUUGGAGAUGCUCUGGCGGUCCACAGAGGAGCGUUCCCAGUACUGCGGGCCAAAAUGGUCUCAGUGCUGAGGGUGGAAGUGGAGGCAGUGCGCUUCCUGAGAGAAGAGCCUCACAAAAUGGAGUCCAUGUUGAAAAGAGUCAAAGCCCAGAACGAAACUCUUGAAUCUCUCCGCAGACAUCUGUCAGACUCGUCAGGUAGUUUACCAAAGCAGAGCUUCUAAAAACCCAAACCGAGGGACCAGCCAGGAAUCAAAGCUCGCAGAGUUCAGUCCAGUCUGAGCCUUUUACUCCGUUAAAGCUGCGCGACCUUCACCAUCCCUUAAACGCCACGCUGAGGUCAGGUCAUGCGCCCCAGUCUCCAUCUUCAUGGACUGCAGGAUGAAGAGCGCAGCAACCUCCCUCCACCAGACCAGCUCUCCUCUGACAGCCAGUCAUGGACUAAACUGUAUCAUAGAAAAUGUGGGGACCCUCCUCCCCCACCUGUUUCUGUGGCAUUAGAUGCUGGUUUUUGGGUUGUUUUUUUUUCU